Molecule: messenger RNA, 183 nt
Organism: Aureococcus anophagefferens
Lineage: Eukaryota; Pelagophyceae; Pelagomonadales; Pelagomonadaceae
Exons: 1
Biological process (GO): protein peptidyl-prolyl isomerization
Molecular function (GO): peptidyl-prolyl cis-trans isomerase activity
Source: RefSeq, a predicted model, not a curated record
UUCGGCUUCUACGCGGGCGUCGGCGGCGUCAUCAAGGGCUGGGACCUCGCGAUCAUGGACAUGCGGGAGGGCGAGGCGCGGCGCUUGGUCAUCCCCGCGGCCCUCGGCUACGGCGACCGCGGCGCGGGCGGCAAGAUCCCCGGCGGCGCGACGCUCUACUUCGAGGUCGAGCUCGCGGAGCUC